Molecule: messenger RNA, 1049 nt
Organism: Oncorhynchus nerka (sockeye salmon)
Lineage: Eukaryota; Metazoa; Chordata; Actinopteri; Salmoniformes; Salmonidae
Product: trichohyalin
Exons: 8
Coding region: 35-961 (308 amino acids)
Source: RefSeq, a predicted model, not a curated record
CAAACCCAAAUGAACUCGCAACACUCUGGAUGGUAUGGUGUGGCUUCAGACUGCUUUCUCUGGGGACAUGAACACACCUGUAACCGAGCAUGAGAUCCGGAACAGUAUUCAGGAGAUUCGAACAAAAAUUAUGUCACAAGGGGACCAACGAGAGGAGGAUGUCCAUAGGCUGGCAGAACUAACCCAUAAUCUAAAGGGACUGCAUUCCCCAAAGACCCUUAUACAUAUUGAUAAUAGUGACCAUAACCCUGACCACAACAUGGACCACAGUGUGACCAUAGAGAGAAGGAAAGACCUGCAGGACCAGCUGAGACAGGAGGUGGACGAACACAUCCAAGAGGGGAGAGUAAGUGUGGAGAGGAUGCAGGAGAGAGUGGGUACAAUCCAGCAGCUAAAGGAAGCCCUGAGAGAGGAGAAACAGGAGAGCAGUGAGAAAUCUGACCACCCGGAACAGGACUGGUACCAGGCGGAGUACAACAGAGCACAGGAGCGGAGGAGGAAGAUCAAAGAGGAUCAUGGGAGAGUGAUACAGGAGGAGGUGGAGAAGAUGGAAAGAGAGCUGGGGCAGGAACAGACUGAGGGCCCCCAGAGGGAGGUAUUGGUCCUGGGCAGAGAGAGACAGGUCCUGAUUCUACAGAUGGAGGCCCUGCACACUGAGGCCUCGGAGGCCGAGAGAGACCUGGAGACACAGUACCACAGACACCAGCAUGAGCUUCACUCUCUUAGGGAGGAGAGUCUGCAGGUGUUCCGGGUUUUCCGCCAGGUAAGUGAGGAGCAGAGGAGGGUGUCAGAAGGCAGGUACAGGACUCUCCUGCUGGAGGCCAUACAGGAUGCAGUCUACCUGUCCUCUCAGAACCAACAGCUACAGGCAGACAACAAACAGCUCCGCAAAGCAUUGGCAGAGCUAAAGGACAUUCUGUGUGUGCAGGGUGACAUCAAGGGACAAAGAGUAUCCCAGUAACAGUGAGGGGAUGGGGAAAUGUUUCUCAUGGAUUUAUGGCAUUUUAUUUCUGAUAGAAAAUACCAAAGAAAUAAAAGAGAAACAACCA